Molecule: messenger RNA, 1944 nt
Organism: Aspergillus welwitschiae
Lineage: Eukaryota; Fungi; Ascomycota; Eurotiomycetes; Eurotiales; Aspergillaceae
Product: BCS1 and AAA domain-containing protein
Exons: 1
Coding region: 304-1944 (546 amino acids)
Biological process (GO): mitochondrial respiratory chain complex III assembly; protein insertion into mitochondrial inner membrane from matrix
Cellular component (GO): mitochondrial inner membrane
Molecular function (GO): ATP hydrolysis activity; ATP binding
Source: RefSeq, a predicted model, not a curated record
AGCUUCUUGACUUAUCCUGGUGGAAGUAUCCGCGGCACACAACGCGUGUGGUUGAGUUAAAUUUUUUAGGGGAUUUAGAUUCCUGGGGCUGAGAGCGUUCUCGCUUAAAUAUUUGUAAUAUUACAACAUGUCAUCCGGUAAUAAACCAUGUGAAAACAGUAUAUAAUCUACUACCGGCAGUGUUGCCUACAGUGCCCAGAAUACUCUCUAGUGUCGUGAAAGCGAACUAUCUAUUCUAUUUAUCCUAUCUCUUCUGCUCCAUACUCAGGAGUUUGACCAGCAAUACCAACAUAUUCUCCGAUAAUGAAUUCUACCUAUGCGGUGUCCAGUAUCCUGCCACCUGAAGCUAUACUAGAGAGACUUCUACCGGGCCACGACUUUCUAGUGCGCCUUCUCUAUUCCUAUUCUCAGUCAGAUGCUUCAAUUUAUCUGCUCAGCGCAUUGGCCUGUCUCGUACUCGUCGCAUAUGCUGGACCGAUACUCUGGAACAAAAUCCAAUCCUUCCUCCUUUUUUUUGCGGCUUCGGGGGAGAUCAGGUAUAAUGAUCCUCUGUAUGAUGAUGCUAUGCACUGGGUCUCGAAACACCCUUCCCUGAGAAAUGCAAGGCACUUUAGCAUUACUCUGAAGACCGGCUUUACCUCUCCAUGGCAUAGAGAGGAUGCAGCAACUAGUGACAACACAGCUACCACUCACAAAGAUAUAACAAGAUUUAACGACGAUCCAAGAGAUUUCUGGACCAAGUGGAGAGAGCUAAGCAGACAUCGACCGAUUUAUUAUUUGCCUGCAGCUUCUUGUCUUCACUGGUUCAUGUACAAAGGGCAUCUGUUUGGAUUACUUCGUCAGCCAUAUAAAGAUUCUGGUAAUCCAUGGUUUGACCACCGGGAGAAGCUGAUUAUCUUCUCCUGGAGUCAGCAUGCAAUCAGGCUUCUUGUGAAUGACAUACAGGAAGAUGCCAAGGAAAACAACAGUCACCGGAUACAAGUUUACCGGGGGUUGCAGGACGGGCAGAACAAAGAAUGGUGUAGUUUCUCAUCGAUAACCCCACGCCUCUUAUCAACCGUCGUUAUGGAUCCCAAGAUCAAAGCCAAUCUUAUCAGUGACCUGGCCAGAUACCUUAAUCCGGCGAUGAAAAAAUAUUGCGGAGAGCGUGGCAUUCCGUACCGACGAGGUUACCUCUUCCACGGCCCGCCAGGUACGGGGAAAUCAAGCCUGUGCCACACUCUUGCUAGUGUGGCCUGCCUUGAUAUCUAUACAGUCAGUCUCAGCUCCAAGACCAUGACCGGGGACCUCCUUCAUCGCUUAUUUGCAUCUCUUCCGAGCCACUGUAUCGUGGUUUUUGAGGAUGUUGAUCAAGCUGGUGUUGAAAAUCGCAGUGCGAGUAGCACAUCAAUACACUGCAAAGCCGCUAGUGAUGAUGAUGAUGAUGAUGAUGACGAAACCAAAUGCCUCGAUAUUCCAAAGCGCACCGAGAGCGCCGCGGGUGGUAUAACCCUUUCCGAUCUACUCAAUGUUAUUGACGGGAUAUCCGCCCGAGAAGGCCGUAUCUUAAUCAUGACUACGAACAAACCCGAGGAUUUGGACGAGGCUCUUAAACGCCCAGGCCGUGUAGACUUACAAAUCCGCUUUGACUUCGUGAAUACGCACGCUGCCAAAGAACUGUUUCUCAUACCCUAUGUCGAAUGUCCAACCGAAGACUUUAUCGUCGAUCCAGAAACGAUGGAAAUCCGCUGUUCAUUGAAACCUGUUAUCAAAGAUUUGACUCUUGAAAGACUGGCUGGUCUAGCAGAUUCCUUCGCACGGAAAAUUACCGUGGGAAAGUACUCUUCUGCGCAGCUUCAAGGAUACCUGAUGCAGUUCAAAGGCGAUCCCGUGUCCGCCGAACGUAACGUGGAAGACUGGAUGCAGCGAAUGGAUGCAGAGAAAGCAGGAGAUAUGUUGCCUUGA